This is a messenger RNA of Galleria mellonella (greater wax moth), 1127 nucleotides long. Its product is annotated as sorbitol dehydrogenase-like. The transcript has 9 exons. NCBI's taxonomy places the organism in Eukaryota, Metazoa, Arthropoda, Insecta, Lepidoptera, Pyralidae. The record is from RefSeq and is a predicted model, not a curated record. Gene Ontology annotation, biological process: D-sorbitol catabolic process. The coding region runs from base 50 to 1096 and encodes 348 amino acids. Gene Ontology annotation, molecular function: L-iditol 2-dehydrogenase (NAD+) activity; zinc ion binding.
UUUGACAGUUGAAUUUUUGACAGUCAUUACUGUAAAAGAGCUGUUUGCUAUGGCGGAGAACUACGCAGCUGUGCUCUAUGGUCCUCGUGAUCUCAGAGUGGUAAAAUGGCCGAUGCCGGAAAUAAACGAUACGGAGGUCCUGGUGGAGAUAGACUCCGUAGGAAUCUGUGGGUCAGAUGUCAAGUUUUACACCGACGGGAAGUGCGGGCUGGAGGUGAUAGACAAGCCCAUCGUCAUGGGACACGAGGGUGCCGGCGUUGUGAUCAAGGUGGGUGCUAAAGUGGACAAGUUAAAAGUGGGUGACCGCGUGGCCAUCGAGCCCACGCAGCCUUGUCGCUCGUGUGAGGCGUGCAAGCUAGGGAAAUACAACGUUUGUCCACUGCCCCGGUACUGCUGCACCACCACCACCCACGGGAAUCUCUGCCGCUACUACAAACACGAAGCCGACUUCGUUCACAAGAUACCAGACAACUUGACGAUGGAAGAAGGGGCGGCCGUGCAACCUUUAGCAAUAGCCAUCCACGCCUGCAACAGGGCUGGCAUCGCACUAGGAUCCGAGGUGGUCAUACUGGGCGCGGGACCCAUUGGACUGCUCUGCGCCUUAACUGCUAAAGCCAUGGGGGCUACUAAAAUCCUAAUAACAGAUGUGGUACAGUCCCGAUUAGACACAGCCAAAGGCAUGGGCGUUGACCAUGUACUACUCACCGACACGAAAUGGUCAGAUAAGGAGACAGUAGAUAAGAUCGUCGCCAUACUUGGCGGUAGGCCCAACAUCACUAUUGACGCCUGCGCGUACCCCAGCGCGCAGAGAGCGGCGUUACUAGUGACUAGAACGUGCGGCGUUGUGGUCGUGGUGGGUAUCGGCGGUAAAACGGUGGAGCUGCCACUCUCGGACGCCAUGUUACGCGAAGUGGACAUCAGGGGCUCCUACAGGAUAUGUAACACCUAUCCAGCAGCGCUGGCAGCGGUCUCCAGCGGGAGCAUCAACCUGAAGCCGUUCAUCACUCAUCACUUCCCUCUCUCCAAAACCAAGGAGGCCGUUGAACUCGCCCAGUCUGGAGCUGCAAUGAAGAUUAUAAUACACCCAAAGAAUUAAAUUAUUUAAUCUCGUUAUAUUGUGUUUAUUU